This is a messenger RNA of Cucumis melo (muskmelon), 662 nucleotides long. RefSeq lists its product as uncharacterized. The record is from RefSeq and is a predicted model, not a curated record. Bases 139 to 396 code for a protein of 85 amino acids. Lineage: Eukaryota; Viridiplantae; Streptophyta; Magnoliopsida; Cucurbitales; Cucurbitaceae. The transcript is spliced from 3 exons.
AUUGAAAUGGGAAAGGUAUAAAGGCGCGAGGACAAAAGACGACUUCGUUGGCCGAGAAAAUUUCCAAGAGCCGCCCCGUAGUUCAGGCCGCUGUUGCUUCUCGGAUGGUCAUUUGAUGGAGUGGUAGUAUCUCAAUCAAUGGGCAUCAAGAGAGAGAGUAAAAGCUCCGCUUCUGCAACAUCGCCGUGUGCUGAUCUCAGGGCUGCUUAUCACAAUUGUUUCAAUCGAUGGUACUCGGAGAAGUUCGUAAAAGGUAAUUGGGAUGAAGAACCCUGCGUCUCCGAGUGGCAGAAGUACAGAGCUUGCCUCUAUGAACAUUUGGAUGAUAAGAAGUUGAAGCGUUUCUUGGAAGAGGAAACGCUUGUUCAUUCCUCCAUGAAAUCUGAUGGGAGUUAAGGAUCAAGAUAGUCUUCCUUGUUGAUGGUACGCUUGAAUUCAUUGGUUCCUGCAAUUACACUGACAGUUUAUCUUGUUUGAGGCCAUUACGAACUUGAAAACCAUGUCUACUGUAAUUCGCCAUUGUUAGGAUCAAAAUGGCUGCACAUUGAAGUUUAGUUUCUAUCUCUCCCUCUUGACUGUACCACUAUAUUAGAACAAAUGGAGGGUCUUGCUAAUUGUGAUUUAAACUAUUUGAAUUUUGAAGAACAUCUGAACUUUACUUA